AUGCUUAUCUACAGGAUCGUGCUUGUCUUUUUGCUAAAUUCUAACGGAAUCUUUUCUCUCGAUCUGCCUGAGGAAAAACCAGUACAAAAGACAGAAAACUUGGCCAUAGGAGCCUGCAGUCAAUAUGAUGCCGAAUUUUGCUCUAGACAGGUGGAGAAUAGUGUCUGUAAUCAAGUGAAAAAUGAAUGUUUUUGCCGUAAAGGAUUUGUUGCUAUUCGUGAAAAUGGUCGCGUUACGUGCAAAACAUUAUUAACUGAUUUAAAAUGUCGAGUUGAUCGUGAUUGCGUACAUCAUGAUACUGUACAAUAUGAAGGAAUUUUAGAAGUUCUUGUGAAUAAUUCACUACGUAAUCCUAGUAGAGAUAAAGUUAUCCCCCUUAAAUGUAUAUCCAGGAUUCCUAACCGACCAAUGAUUUCAGCAAGCAGGACUCCACAAACAAUUGCUACAAUGAAUCCGUCAGCAACCCUAACCCGUCCACAGAUAAGUCUGCGUAUACUAAAUGAAAAGAAUAAAGAAAUCCUAUCAGCAUUUGCUGGUUCACGAAUACGCUUGGAUGCGUUGUUACUUAACCCCUCAGGAAUGUACAAAAAGAUAUCGGCUGAAUAUUGCUACGGGAAUAACAGAUCUAUUCAUUCUGAGUACUCAAAGAAUGAAAAAGGCACUUUACUAAUAGACCAAAGGUGUGCAAAUAAAAAUGCAUUACUAAACGCCAAGUUUUCGAAUACUGGUUUGUCAAAUGAUCAUUUGCAGACAGGAAUGUUUCCAGCCUUUCGACUGGGCAACAUGACAUUGGUGUUUUUCACAUGUGUAUUCAGAAUUUGUCAAUUGACUACAGACUGUGAUCAGGCAAAAUGUAAGCCAGACAAUGGUGUGCAGAAAGUAACGACAAGAGAUAUGCGUGAAGAAGAUAAAAUAAUGUCGUAUUUUGAUUCAAACACAAAAAUCAAUUCAGGGACCAGCGAAGCAAAUCAGAUGUUCAAAGGUGAUGGUUAUUUCUUUCGAGUGAAAGCAGAUGCUCAUAUUGAAGUCACUGAAAAACGUUAUAAAAAGACAGAAAAUACCAAAAACAGUGAAAUGAACUCAAACUACCCAAUACCAAACCAUCAGUCAGACUUUCAGUCUACCUCAUCACUUGCAUCAACUCACGAUCGGCCAUUAUGUAAUUAUGCUUUAUGCCUGACAACAAUUCAUUUAACCUGGAUAUUAUUCAGCUUAUUUGUAUUACUUACAUUAUUUUGCAUAACAUUACUCCUUAUCUAUCGUAAGUAUAGACUGUUUAUAAAUAAGAAAACAUUUGAUAAACUCUGUAAGCAACAACACAACCUGCCUACAAUGCAGCCAUCAUCAGUUUUAGCAAAAGUUGUUACAGUGAGCAUUCAAGCCCAUCAAGAGCUAACUUUAAAUUCCACAAUAAUGAGUCCUGAUAAUCUGGAUUUGAAAUCAUCUUUUCAAUUGAAUACUCUAACUCAUCCAUCUGUUUCUUCGUCCACGUCACCUCAAUCUUCAUCUUCACUUCUCUUAACAUCAACCGUUCUAACAACCGGAUCUUUUAACCCAUUGGAUUCAAAGAAUAACUCUUUUGAUCCCACUCCCUCUACAAUCAGUAACAUGACACUAGUUUUGAAAAACCCAAAUUUACUGAAACAAGAAAAUUUGCCAUGGGAUAGCACAGAUUUAUUUUGUCGAAAGUCAUCACCUAUUAAGCUAAAUGAGUCCAAUGCCUUAAUGGUGACACCAGGAAUACAGACAACAGCGGCACAUAGUUGUUAUUGUCAUAGUCUUAAUCUUUGGCAUCGUCCACAUCUUCAGCAUCACUAUGCUAAUGAUGACUGUUUGAAAACAACACCAUCAGAUGACUGUUUAAUUCAUUCAUCUCAUAUUCUGAGAGAUGAUUUAUUAAAAAAGCCGAACUAUAUUGGUGAACAAACUAAGCAGCACCUACAGGAAACGGAUAUGAUCGAUUUAUUUCCUAGUACAACUGUGUCGCAUAAUCUCAGUAACAAUACAUUUUUAUGUAUACAGAAUAUUCAAUCAAAAGCGUUAGGUGGGGGAAGUAAAGAAGGAAAGAAUACAAGAUCAAUUAUACCCACUGUCACAUGUUCAAUAUCAACAGUACAUGCAGCUCCUCAAUUUUAUACAUUCCAUAAAACUCAAUCUGUUUGCAAGUCAUUUGAUGCCACCAGUCGAUCAUCAGAACUGACAACACUAAAAAGAAGGCAUAGACUACCCGAAAAUUAUUUUAAAAAUGACAGCCCCUCUGGAACAUAUUUAUCUCCUGAACAACAUCAUCAAAUUCAUUGUUCAGGUGCAAUGGUUAUUUCUAAUAAUAAACCACAGACGUCUAUAAAUGAUGCUUUUUCAUUGUGA
Messenger RNA from Heterobilharzia americana, 2367 nucleotides. The record is from the annotation of a GenBank genome assembly. Lineage: Eukaryota; Metazoa; Platyhelminthes; Trematoda; Strigeidida; Schistosomatidae.